AGGGCUGUUACAACAAGAUUUUCAGAGCAGCUGGCUGGGUAAGAGACAGAAGACGAGAACAUUAAAAGGAGUACAAAAGGAGGCAAGUUUGUUUUCAAGGUGGACACUUGACUGAAGGGAACCAACAGAACACUUUGAACUCCAAGUAGUGAGCAACAGAGUGAAGUAAUGAACCCAGAAAAGAACUGCACUGUGCAGGGACAGGACUGUAAUCGUACAGACAUAGAUAACAUUCAAAUAUUUGUUUACAUCCCAGUUUUCUUCAUUGGAGUCACCCUCAAUGCCUUGGCUUUGAAAGUAUUCUGCUGCAAACUGAGUAAAUGGACUGAAACCCGAGUAUAUAUGGUCAAUUUAGCCAUUGCAGACUGCUUGAUUCCCAUUACUUUGCCAUUCAAGAUGAUUCUGAAGAGUAAAAAUGUGGACAUGCUGUGUUUAGUCUUGGAAUCUGCUUACUUUAUUAACCGGUACAUGAGUAUAUUCCUUAUUACCAUCACAGCAGUUGAUCGAUACAUCACUAUAUGGUACCCCUUCAAAGCAAAGCAAGUUAGGUCCCCUCAGAAAUCAGCUCUUGUCUGUGGAAUUCUCUGGACCUUAAUGGUAAGUAUUGUAUGGUUACAUAAAUGGCUGGAGGAACGAGAUAAGUGUGGAUGUUGCUUUAAAAAGACUUCCAGAGUACCAUUCAUAUCUGUUUUUGCAUCUACUAUUUGGGGAUUUUUUAUACCUUUAACCAUAUUGAGCUUCUGUUCUAUCCAAAUCACAAGGAAACUCAUAAAGAAGAAAAAGUCAAACCCACAUGAAGAAAAGCUCAUCCAGAAAUCAAUCAACAUAAUCUCUGCAAACAUGGCUGUAUUUAUAAUAUGCUUUUUACCUGUUAACAUUGCAAACAUAAUUCGAUUCAUAGCUGAUUACAGUAAGGCCACCGACAUUACAGUAGAUAAUAUUGACAUCUUUGUGAAUGUUGCUGGAAUUAUUGCCAAUACUAACUGCUGCUUGGAUGCCAUUUGCUAUUACUUUGUGAACAAGGAGUUUCAAGAGGCUACCAUGGAACUAGCACCCAAAGAUUUCUCAUCUUAUAAUCAAAACUGUGAAAACCAAGACUCUGAAAUGAUGUAA
Molecule: messenger RNA, 1113 nt
Organism: Gekko japonicus
Lineage: Eukaryota; Metazoa; Chordata; Lepidosauria; Squamata; Gekkonidae
Product: G-protein coupled receptor 35-like
Exons: 2
Coding region: 169-1113 (314 amino acids)
Biological process (GO): phospholipase C-activating G protein-coupled receptor signaling pathway; chemokine-mediated signaling pathway; positive regulation of Rho protein signal transduction
Cellular component (GO): membrane
Molecular function (GO): chemokine receptor activity
Source: RefSeq, a predicted model, not a curated record